Molecule: messenger RNA, 4035 nt
Organism: Perca flavescens (yellow perch)
Lineage: Eukaryota; Metazoa; Chordata; Actinopteri; Perciformes; Percidae
Exons: 8
Coding region: 244-1479 (411 amino acids)
Source: RefSeq, a predicted model, not a curated record
AAUCCAAAAAGUAGUAGUCUAGUAGUAAGUGAACUCUCCUGUAUCUGCAUUUCAGAGAUCCCACUAUUAGAAUCUUUCACAAACACGACUAACUGUGCCGAUCUGACAGAAUUUGUGACACUUACACCUUGCGAUGUUCCUGUCCUGCAGCAAGAAAGGGAAGGGCCUUCCUCUCCAAGUUUAACAGAUACAUUGUCAAUCUCAAGCAGUCUAAGUAGCGACACAAGUGAUGCUGGAUUUCAAAUGAUUCAACCUGUCAUGGAAUUUACCCGUGCAAGAAAUACUGUGGAGCAGAUUCUCACUUCCAAGCCUGCAGGGAUGACUGUGAUUAAAGAGUAUGAAGAGACUGGGAGUUUGAAAGAUUCCACCAGGCGAUUAUUGGUGAACAUCAUUGUAGCUCACAUGCAUGAAAAGGAAGGGAGAGCUGUAAGUAAAGCAACAAAGGAGUUUCAUGCCUUUGGGAUUGUGUCGCUCUUCCCAUUUUUGAAAGACCCAUACUCAAAAAAGGGAUAUGAACAUUUCUAUGACAUGCAGAGCAACAAAGGCUUUCUUGAGUGGCGUAUAAAAACUGUGCAGCGUCAAUCCAAAACCUCAUCUGCAUCCCGUAACAGAGUGGAGCUGAAAGGAGGUCCCACAUCGUCAAGAACAUCUGGAUCCAUAGAUGACCAGCAAACAGGAGAUGAAUGUAUGGAGGCCAUGUCUCUUCUUCACCACAUCACUGACCGUGACUUUAUCUUCCAGAAGAUGAAAGAAACAUUCCAUUAUCGGCAAAAGAUACUCCAUGACCCACAGCAAUCGGCAGACAUACAUCAAAGGUUUCCUCGUUUCUUGGACACUAAAGGACUGAUUUUGCAAGACUUCUUGAUGAUGUUUGGAGCAGAGACUGCUUCCAGGUUCCUGGAAAAAUGGAACACCAGUUUUAAAGACAAAGUCAUUCAAGAGGCCAGGACCCUCAGAGAGACGUCUCUCCUGAAAAAACAGCUGAAAUCUGCCCUGAAUGAAGAAUCUGACACUGCUGAUGAGCCAGAGGGGGACAGCGACAUGGCAUCUCUUCUUGUAUUGCUCCAUCUGCUAACUCCUCAACCAGCUGGAAGGAAGCGGCCCAAAAAGAUCAGUGUUGGAGAGGCAACUGAUCAUUUGGUUAAAUUUCACAAGUCUUGCCACAGCCUUGAAGAACAUCUCAUGACGAUCGAAGGAAACCCCCAGCCGUAUCUGCUGGCCACGGGGACUUCAAAAGCACAGGUUUUCACCUUCUACAUAGUCUUGGAUAGAAAGCUUCUUCCAUGUCAAUCUUCUACAUCUCUGGGCGCAUUUGAUGAGCUGUUCAAGUCCCAUUUUGUUUUCAGUGUGCAAUAUGAUGAUGCUCUGUCAAGCUUGUACAGAUUCCUGCAGACUACUCUGUACAAUAUCGAUAUAGGGACAACAGAAGAAACUCCAAGAGUCAAAGAGUUAAGAGCAAAGCUGUUAAACAAGCACUAAUUUGCUAAAGCAGCAAACAUGUUCAGAUGUAUCCUUUGUGCGUCAUCCUUUGAUACAGUUUUACUUCUGUUCAGGCACCUCAAACUAAUUCAUGCAAUGUAUUCUGGGAAAAAUUUGAGACUAAAAUGUGGUCAAAUAGGAUGUUGCUUGCAAUUUUCAAGUUAUUCUGGAUUUAGAAGACAUCUAAUUAAGAUACAUGAUCUUACUGACAACACAUGUGUACCUCAUGAAACACCUUCCAACUAUGACACUCAAAUGCACAAUCAUUCUCAGUGCUUAAAUGAUGAAACACCCUCUACUUCAUCACAAUGCCAAAAUGUUGAAGCAGGCCCUUCACUGUCAACUCACAGCAAAGAUAUGUGUGCCUCCAUCAUAGCCAAAUUUUUGGGAAGCAGUGUACCCAAUACUGUAGUUCUUUCUACAAUUGAAAAUUUACAGGAAUUUGUGGAAGAUUUGCAGUCUAAUAUUCAGGACCAAGUAUUGAACUUACUUCCAGCUGACAAUCCCUCCAGAUCAGCCAUAGAAGAGCUUUUUAAAAGUAUGGACAACCCUUUUAGCCAGUUGAAUACGGAUAGCAAAUGGAAGAAGUAUUUCAGGGAAAAAUGGGAUAUUGUACAGCCAGUUGAACAGCGCCUAGGAGUAAGGUAUGAUACCAGACGAAAUAGCAAAACUGGAACCUUUGAGCAAGUUCCAAUCAAUGACAAGUUCAUAUAUAUUCCCAUACUGAAAACACUCCAGUUCAUUUUCAAGAAUGAAAGUAUUUGUGAGAUGAUGCAAACAUGUACUCAGUGUGAUAAAUAUGAUGACUUCUGUGAUGGAAGCUACUUCAAAAGUCAUCCUUUGUUUUCGAGUAGUAAGUUUUCCCUUCAAAUCCAACUGUACUAUGACAACUUUGAGUGUGCAAAUCCACUAGGUUCAAAAAAGGUAUACAUAAAGUUGGCUGCUUUUUCUUUAUCCUUAGAAAUCUUCCCCCCAGGGUGAAUUCUGCCUUAAUGAACAUUCAUCUUGUGUCAUUGUUUCAUGCACAAGAUGCUAAGAAAUACGGAAUUGAUGAAAUACUGCGAAAAUAUUAGAGACUACUGGGGUUGCAGUACCAUUUGCUGAUGUUUCUGUAUGUGGCACUCUUGCACAAAUUACUGGUGAUAACUUGGGUAUGCAUACCAUUCUUGGGUUCUUGGAGUCAUUUAGUGCAAAUUAUUUCUGUAUAUUUUGCUUAAUUGAUAAAUCUUCAGCUCAGUCAAUUUUCUCAGAAGAUGACCCAAGUUUGACUUUAAGAUCACCAGUUCUGAAUGAUCAGCAUUAUGAGUUUGGUAGAUGAUCUGACAUUAACUUCUUCAUUUGGUAUCAAGAGAAAGAGCAUACUUAAUACAUUAAAAUAUUUCAAUAUUGCAGAAAAUUAUGCAGUUGACAUAAUGCAUAAUAUUUUGGAAGGGGUUUGGAAGGUGACCUGGUACCAGAGGAUGAUUUGCACUGGCACUUGUUGCUGUUGUUGCUGAACAUUAUAAACAUUGUGUUCUCAUACUCAAUCACUGAAGGAAUGACUGUGUACUUAAAGCACCUGAUUAUUGAACAUCACAAACUCUUCAAAGAACUGUAUCCAUCAAAGAACUUGUUACCAAAACAUCAUUUCAUGGUCCACUAUCCAAGGUGCAUUCGAAAAAUUGGACCACUCAUUCAUAUCUGGACUAUGAGAUUCGAAGCCAAACAAAAAUUUUUCAAAGAUUGUGUGAAGAACUUUAAGAAUUUGACAGUGUCACUUGCAAAGAAACACCAAUUUGCAGUAGCUUAUCAUUGGGAAUGCUUAACUUCAAAAGCGGUUGAAUCUGGUCCAGUCAAACUGUGUUUACUUGAGACACUAGAAUAUGCAGAAGAUAUAUCUGCAUAUCUGCACAUUGAUACACAAGCCACUGUCAACCUCACAAACUGGGUAAAUUGUGGAGUUGAAUAUCGUGUUGGCCUCUUUGUUUGCACAAGCACUGAUGAAAACAUGCCAGUGUUCAGUAAAUUAACCUCUAUCAUUUUGCACAAUGGGAAAGUUGUUUUUGUUUUGGUUGAACAUGAAACUUGUUUCCAUGACCAUUUCCACUCUUUCCAAAUAAGUGAAAGCAUCCCUAGGAAGGUUUUGAUUCUAGAAAGGGAUAGAUUAAAGCAUUUCAAAUCGUUUGAUGCCCAAAUGUCCUAUGGGUGUGAUUCACAUUUUUAGGUUGUUUUAGAAAGUUGUAUUGUUUAAGUGAAUGUUUGCUGAAACAUUUUUUCACACUGUGAGUAAAGAAAGCACUUCUAUUCAAAAUAUAACUUGUAGCAUGGACUGUUAAACACUGUAUGGAUUUGUCAAUACAAAUAAAUAUUUGUAGUAAUAAUGGUAUAUUGCCCAAAUGUCCUAUGGGUGUGAUUCACAUUGUAUGUUGUUAUAGAAAGUUGUAUUGUUGAAGUGAAUGUUUGCUGAAAAAAAAAUGUUCAUGCUGUGAGUAAAUAAGGCACUUCUAUUCAAAAUAUAACUUGUUACGUAAGUAAGUAUCCAAGCAUGGAUUGUUAAACACUGUAUGGAUUUGUCAA